Pteronotus mesoamericanus is the source of this 4332-nucleotide messenger RNA. RefSeq names its product acyl-CoA synthetase short chain family member 3 (gene ACSS3). Gene Ontology annotation, cellular component: mitochondrial matrix. The record is from RefSeq and is a predicted model, not a curated record. The transcript is spliced from 16 exons. Gene Ontology annotation, molecular function: propionate-CoA ligase activity. The coding region runs from base 209 to 2269 and encodes 686 amino acids. Lineage: Eukaryota; Metazoa; Chordata; Mammalia; Chiroptera; Mormoopidae.
UUCCUGGUGGCUCCAGGUCGGUUUUUCCCGGCGACUCUAGCGCGACUUCCAAAGUCCUAGGCUCCGGGCUCUCCUCGAAAUUUGCCUCUCCCUCCCGCCUGCUCUCUUCGGGACCCUGGAAGUCUCCAGUACUCCAGCUGUCGUCUGAAAAGUCCACUCGGGGGCCGCAGGUCGCAGAGCCUGCGAAGGGUGAGGGCGGCUAUCGGCGAUGAAACCGUCUUGGCUGCAGUGUCGCAAAGUCACCGGUGCCGGAGGACUCGGGGGACCCCUGCCCGGAUCCUCACCGGCUCGGGGAGCCGGCCCGGCCCGCAGGGCUUACGUGGCCCCCGGCCCGCGGGGCGCUCUCGGGGGCCGGGGCUGCCGCGCGUUGUCUUCGGGCGGCGGCAGCGAGUACAAGACCCACUUCGCGGCCUCGGUGGCCGACCCCGAGAGGUUCUGGGGCAAAGCUGCAGAGCAGAUCAGCUGGUACAAGCCCUGGACCAAAACGCUGGAGAACAGACACCCUUCCACCAGCUGGUUUGUGGAAGGAAUGCUUAACAUUUGUUAUAAUGCCGUUGAUCGUCAUAUUGAAAAUGGUCAAGGAGACAAGAUUGCAAUCAUCUAUGACAGCCCUGUCACAAACACUAAAGCAACUAUUACCUAUAAAGAAGUCCUAGAGCAGGUCUCUAAGCUGGCUGGUGUUUUGGUCAAGCAUGGUGUCAAGAAAGGUGACACUGUGGUUAUCUACAUGCCCAUGAUCCCGCAGGCGAUAUACACCAUGCUGGCAUGUGCAAGGAUAGGAGCCAUCCACAGUCUCAUAUUUGGGGGAUUUGCAUCCAAAGAACUAAGUAGCCGCAUUGAUCAUGCAAAGCCCAAGGUGGUUGUGACAGCAUCAUUUGGCAUUGAACCUGGAAGGAAGGUGGAAUACAUACCACUUCUAGAAGAAGCACUGAGAAUAGGACAACACAAACCAGAUAAAAUUCUCAUUUACAAUCGUCCAAAUAUGGAGACAGUUCCCAUGGCUCCAGGUCGUGACCUUGAUUGGGAUGAAGAGAUGGCAAAAGCACAGUCACACGAUUGUGUUCCUGUUCUUUCAGAACAUCCACUGUAUAUUCUUUACACAUCUGGAACAACAGGUUUGCCAAAGGGCGUGGUUAGACCCACUGGGGGAUAUGCUGUAAUGCUAAACUGGACAAUGUCUUCUAUAUAUGGACUGAAACCUGGAGAGGUGUGGUGGGCAGCUUCUGACUUAGGCUGGGUUGUUGGACAUUCCUAUAUCUGUUAUGGACCUCUUCUUCAUGGGAACACAACAGUUUUAUAUGAGGGGAAGCCUGUGGGAACACCAGAUGCUGGUGCUUAUUUCCGUGUGCUGGCGGAGCAUGGAGUGGCUGCCUUGUUUACAGCGCCGACUGCAAUUAGAGCCAUCCGUCAGCAGGACCCUGGGGCGGCCUUGGGGAAGCAGUACUCACUGACAAGGUUUAAAACAUUAUUUGUGGCUGGAGAACGAUGUGAUGUGGAGACCCUGGAAUGGUCCAAAAAGGUCUUCAGAGUACCCGUCUUAGACCAUUGGUGGCAAACUGAGACUGGAUCCCCAAUUACAGCAUCAUGUAUUGGAUUAGGUAAUUCUAAAACACCUCCUCCAGGACAAGCAGGAAAAUGUGUUCCAGGAUACAAUGUUAUGAUUUUGGAUGACAACAUGCAAAAACUGAAGGCUCGGUGUUUAGGAAAUAUUGUGGUAAAGUUGCCGUUACCACCUGGGGCUUUCUCAGGACUCUGGAAGAAUCAGGAAGCAUUCAAGCAUUUAUACUUUGAGAAAUUUCCUGGAUAUUAUGACACCAUGGAUGCUGGUUACAUGGAUGAAGAAGGCUAUUUGUAUGUUAUGUCUCGAGUUGAUGACGUGAUAAAUGUUGCAGGUCACAGGAUUUCUGCAGGUGCUAUUGAAGAGUCGGUCCUUUCCCAUGGCACUGUUGCUGACUGUGCUGUUGUUGGCAAAGAAGAUCCUUUGAAAGGCCAUGUCCCCCUAGCCCUCUGCGUGUUGAGAAAAGGUAUAAAUACAACUGAGGAACAAGUUUUGGAAGAAAUUGUGAAACAUGUUAGACAGAGCAUUGGCCCUGUGGCUGCUUUUCGAAGCGCAGUUUUUGUCAAACAGUUACCCAAAACUAGAUCUGGCAAAAUUCCCCGGUCAGCUUUGUCUGCCCUUGUCAAUGGCAAGCCUUACAAGAUAACGCCUACAAUUGAAGACCCCAGCAUUUUCAGGCACAUAGAGGAAGUGCUGAAGCAGGCAUCAUGACUUUUUGAGUCGAUUUUUCUUAUUGAAGUCAAGUUUUUUUGAAUUACAUCCCAGGAAUAAAUAUUUAAAUAGAAAUUACUAGAAAAAUGAAAUGUGAAUUGUGAAGCUUGGUCUAAAAAAACACACUGGAAGACUAGUGAAAGAUCUGCGCCUUCUGUUUGAUUAGAACCAGUUAGCAUUGCUAUCAGUUAUCUGUAACAUGACUCAUUAUAGGUUGUCCAGCAUUUUAAUUUUAGAAAAAUUAAUGUAUGAUUUUUAAAAAGUAUACUCCCCCUCCCAGAAAAAGCAUUUUAAUUGAAAGUGACAUUAAUAUAGAGCCACUUCCUAAAAACAGAAAUCUGCAGCGUUGGCCCAAAACCUAAAACUCAAGUUACAGUUAGAAAAUAAUUGUAAUUUUUCUUACGGAAAUUUGCCAUGUUUUCUAAUAUUUUUGAGAUGCCCGCAUGCAUGGUCAUCAUCUAAUUAGAUGAUUUCUAGGUAGGAGGGCCCGGUUAGUCAUUUCCUGAGGGAAGACUGACUGCCAGGGUACAGCUCUGUGGUCAGCUCAUUUGUUAUUUGGUCAAGGGGAAUUGCCUGCCUGUAGCAGAACACAGGCCCCUGUCCUUUCUCUCGGUCAUGGAGAGGAGGGUUCCUGGAGCCCCUCCUCCUGUCUCUGUUCUUAGCUGACUGCUCUCAAUGAUUCCAGCUUCUUAAGGAAACAAGAAAAUGAUGUAGAAAGGAGGUGGGCUGGCUAAGAAAGCUCUUCAGGAAGAAAUGUAAAGCUUUUACAUUAUGCUAAGAGAAACAAACAAACAAAUCCAGAUUUUUAUGUAAAAUUUCUCAUUUUAAAUAACCCACUAAAACAAUAUUGUGACAUCCAAGUACAUUGUUCCAUUUAAGCUUCUAUAAAACUAUUGAGAAUUAUUUUUUAAAAAAUUGAAAAUGAGUCUUUCUUAAUAAGCUUAUGGUAAUGCGCCAAUUAACCAGACUAGAGAGUUGCAGAUAAUUAUUUGGUUUACAUAGGAUUGGGCAUGUUAUCAGUCAACAAAGAAUACAUUUACACACAACAAUAUGCCAUGCCCAUUGAGUCUUCAAUGGUGCUGAAAUACUCCUUAAUCCUUCAGUCCAUCAGGAAUAUUAGUCUCAAGAGCAGCUGUCCUAACAUAAUAAUCUGGGUACUUAAAAAAUAUGUUAGAAAUAAUAGAUUAAGAGCUUAUUUACUUACUUGUUUUAUAAAAAUUGCUUACAAACUGUGUAAAGACAUUUUGAAAAUGUGAGUUUUAUUUGGAUCAUAAACUAUAAUAUCAAUGACUUCAAGUAAAUUCCUAUUUGCUUAAGUUGGCUUCCUGAUUGUUACACCUGGAAACAAUAUAGUCAUCCUACUUGUUCUUUGUUGAUUAUUUUAAUAAUCUGAAUUAAACCAACUAGAUAGACACUCCGUUUAGACUUUGAAGCUCUUGGGUUCCUUAAAACUAUAGCUUCUAUUUGGGUACAUUUAAUCUGCUAUCCCAUCUGUAAUCUUAACAAAUAAUCCAUUUUCCAUGUCUUAGCAUUUAAUUUUUUUACCUUACAUUUUCAUAUAAAAUUCAAUUAAUUUGAAAUGACAAAUUCUUCAUCUGAAAAUGUAUUAUUUGCAAGGUAUAACCUCAAGGUAUAUUGUACAGAUGCAAGAAAUGUGUAAAGGUACAUCUUUGGUCCUCUUGCGCAUUUUUCCUGGUAAUCACACGUAAAGGGGACACUUCACCAAGCAGACUUGAGUUGCUUUCCAGUUGAGUGAGAAGAAAACAAUGCACGAAACUGGGAAAGUGGCUUUUUCUUGUAUCUAAUUGAGGAAAUUUAUCUCCUUUGCAGGGUCAGAGAAAGUACUGUUACUUUCAUAUUGAUAAAUGUGGGUGGGGCAAGAGAGACACUGAAGCCGUCAGAUUGUUUCAAUUUUGGAAGAAAAAAGGAAUUUCCUAUUUUAAUAUUUUUAUCAUAAAGCACUUUUACUACAUAGUACCUAAAAUGUUCCAAAUGAAAUGUAUAUUUAAAAAUAACAAUAUAAUAUUACUAAAAAUCCAAUCAUAUUUAAGUCUGCUGGAAUA